UGAACCUCACGUGUCCGUGCUGACGCGGCGGCCUUCUCGUGGAGUGGAGACACGGAGCAUCUAGAGAACGGUGUCAGGGUGCCGGGAAUACGAUUGUAUUUUUGCUAUUUGUGAACAUAAUGACUGCCCAGGUCUCUGAAUCGGAUCAGAUUAAACAGUUCAAGGAGUUCUUGGGGACCUACAACAAGCUCACAGAAAACUGCUUCAUGGAUUGCGUGAAGGACUUCACCACGAGAGAAGUGAAGCCGGAGGAGGGGACCUGCUCGGAGAGCUGCCUGCAGAAGUAUCUGAAGAUGACCCAACGCAUCUCCAUGCGUUUCCAGGAGUACCAUAUCCAGCAGAACGAGGCCCUGGCAGCCAAGGCGGGGUUGCUGGGGCAGCCCCGGUAGAGCCCUGAGGAGGAUGCUCAUGCAGCCCCGAGGUGUCAGGAACUGUGCGUCCAGCCAGGGAGUUCUGCAGGUCUCCACAACAGCAGAGACUUUACCUUUCCUUUUCAGAGGUGAGCCGGAUCCCAGAGACCUCUACCUUCAGAUAAGGGCUGCCCAAUGCUCUGGACAGCAGCACCCCACUUCACGGCAGCUCAUGCAGAUAGGUGUGUGGACCAAACAAAAUAUCAAGACUAUCGCUGGUAGAAGGAUGCCUACAUUGCGGAGUGCUUCCAGUGCAACAGCAUAUGUAAUGAGUGUGUCAGCAUUGUAUACAGGGCUGGUUGAUUGUAAAUUGUUCACACUUGUCUCCAGCAUUGUAAAUCACCUUAAAUAAAGGUGUCCCAUUAUUAUUAUU
Messenger RNA from Scleropages formosus (Asian bonytongue), 783 nucleotides. It is a transcript of the gene timm9, whose product is annotated as translocase of inner mitochondrial membrane 9 homolog. The coding region runs from base 120 to 389 and encodes 89 amino acids. NCBI's taxonomy places the organism in Eukaryota, Metazoa, Chordata, Actinopteri, Osteoglossiformes, Osteoglossidae. The record is from RefSeq and is a predicted model, not a curated record. The transcript is spliced from 4 exons.